UGCGCGCAUUCACCGGCAGCUCUGAACAUCACCAUAAGCGUGUGCGCGCAAAGAAGAAAAUGCCCGGACAACGUUGACGCGGUGGCUUGGAAAAAGAAAGAAAAAACCUAAACUGCGAAACGGAGUGCCCUUUUUAAUGAGAUUCAGAUGUUUUUGUCGACGGACACAUACAGGUUAUUACGACAAUGUGCGACAUCUGUCUCUGAUGUUCCAGAUUUCGUUAAAUCUGCUAUCGUUUCUUUGAGGAAGAUCCAUCACUGAGAUCUUGACAGCAGUACAGCCGAUGAGAGGUGCACCGGGUAUACUAUUUAUACCCAUACACAAAGAGCAGCAAUAAUGCUUAUUGUCGAUUUUGCCAUUGACAUUUGUUUUGCAAUGUAAUCUCAGUAGUCUCACCUGUUUUCUAGAACAGAGGGGGAAGGAACAGAACGGGAUUUUUUAUUCACUGAAUGCAUUAUAGCAAACAUAAUUUAAUUCAUUCAUGAACAAUUCUGGUGUGACAAAAAUACUUAUUCUAUCUGGCCAAUCAAAUCAAGGACGGACAAAUCCUUACUACUUAAAAUUUGAUCAAAUCUUUAUUCAUCUCCAGUCAGUGGACUCGCGGCAGAAGCGCAUUUCUGAGGGUACCGGUGGGGUAGAUAGGGGGAGAUAGAGACGCCGGAAAUAGCUGAAACAAGUCACAGGAGAGUAGACGGUUGGGAGCAAGCGAGAAAAAUGCUUCCUUCGCAAGAAGCCUCAAAGAUUUACCAUGAUAACUAUAUGCGUAACUCUCGAACCAUCGGUGUCCUGUGGGCCAUCUUCACCAUCUGCUUCGCCACCAUCAACGUGGUAGUUUUCAUCCAGCCUUACUGGAUCGGGGACAGCGUGAGUACACCACAUGCCGGUUACUUCGGGUUGUUCCAUUACUGCGUGGGCGACGGUAACUCGAACCGGGAGCUGAUUUGCCAGGGAACAUUUUCCGACUUCAGUUCCAUCCCGUCCGGCGCGUUUAAGGCGGCCUCUUUCUUCGUGCUGCUGUCCAUGGUGCUCAUUUUGAGCUGCAUCGCCUGUAUGGCGCUCUUCUUCUUCUGCAACACCGCCACCGUCUACAAAACCUGCGCUUGGAUGCAGCUGCUUUGCGCUGUGUGCCUGGUGCUGGGCUGUUUGAUUUUCCCAGAUGGCUGGGAUGCAGAGGUCAUCCGAGAUAUGUGCGGAGAGGAGACAGGAAAGUACACACUGGGCAACUGUUCAGUGCGCUGGACUUACAUACUGGCCAUCAUCGGCAUCCUAGAUGCUCUCAUCCUGUCCUUUCUUGCAUUUGUCCUCGGAAACCGCCAGAACGACUUUAUACAUGAUGAAAUCAAGGCUGAAAAUAAAGAUUUGGCAGGAUCCAGGCAACCUCUACGUGUAGGGUCUUCUCUUCGAGUGGAUGGAAUUGAGAUCCGGGCUAAAGACCAUCGGUUCGGUGUCCAGCAGUUUCCGUGAGGAGACAGCAUCCUCCCUCCUUUAUCUUCUCCUCCAUCCCUCUCUCCUUGUCCUCAGGCCUGCGUCUCUAAACUCAGUCAGGAUGCUGCUAGUUCAGCUUUUGUAAUAUUGAAAAAGACUGGAAUACACUUCAAGAAGAGAACAUAUUCAACACCUAUUUAAAACCAUGAGAAUUUAAAACCAAUAAAAAGAAGAAAAUAUCAGCUUUACAUAAACCAACAACUCUGGGAAAAUAACAAGUUACAUAUAUUACUACUGUUAUUUAAUAAUGCUUUGAUGACAAUUAUGAUGAUAAUCAUGAUUAUGCUUGCAACCGCGAUAUUAUGUUCAGACUUUCAUAUUUUAUCUAAAAUGGGGAACAUAUUUCUAGCUUUAAAAAAAAAAAAUGAAUCAAUGCAUAUAUGUACAAGGGAGUGGGUGCUACUCUGGACACGCAGAUGAAAGAAAAACAUCAAGCCAAAAAUUGAAAUUGAAAAGAAAAGACAAAAAAAAGAAACAUUUUGUACAACACAAGAUGUAAUUUUGAAGACCAUUUUUUCUGACAAAUUUUGAAUUCCCCUCUUUGUACAAGUGGUCAGCAAUCAGAGUUAAUUGAUGAAUUAAAUAGUUAAUUUGUAAAUUCUAUAUUUAUAUGGAUACAGGGUACAGCCAUUAAGCAUUUAUUCACCCACAUCAUAUUCCUUCUACAAACUGGAGUGGAUUUAUCUCUCAGUUCACCUGAAGGUACCAAUAAUCAUUCUACAACUUUGCAGCAGAAAAGGCUAACAACAGUUAAAUA
Carassius carassius (crucian carp) is the source of this 2242-nucleotide messenger RNA. Its product is annotated as LHFPL tetraspan subfamily member 4 protein-like. The transcript has 5 exons. Gene Ontology annotation, cellular component: postsynaptic membrane; plasma membrane; inhibitory synapse. The coding region runs from base 715 to 1464 and encodes 249 amino acids. The record is from RefSeq and is a predicted model, not a curated record. Gene Ontology annotation, molecular function: GABA receptor binding. NCBI's taxonomy places the organism in Eukaryota, Metazoa, Chordata, Actinopteri, Cypriniformes, Cyprinidae. Gene Ontology annotation, biological process: sensory perception of sound; gamma-aminobutyric acid receptor clustering.